UUGCUAGGGGAAGUGACGUCACUGCAACCCGCUGGAUUAUUGAGCUGAUGGAGCUCCUGUUGUAGCAGAUACACAGAAGUCAAUGGUAGUUUCAGGGCCAGCGGAACUAGAAGGGAGUCGUUGUGAAAAUCCGCUUUCAUCCUUUUUUAAACAGACUAUUUUCGGGGUGAAAAUUACUAGAGCAUAAAGUUCACGCUUUACUCUUUUUAACAAGCCUAAUAUUUUGAAAUUUACCGAUUCGGAAUGUUAGAAAACGAAUGGUGAAAACUGGGUAGCUUCUGUGAAGGGAAUUAGCAAGCUAGCAGGCUGUAUAAGGGGAUUCUGGCUGGGAGAGACAGAAGAAUAGACGGAUAACAAAGAAGGGAUUUUCGCUGCUUUUAUUAAACACUCCGAAGGUAUAUCAUUUAAAUUACUCCCGUUAAAGCUAGCUUUGUCGCUAGCUUUGUUAUUUAGCCAUCUAUCAUGGAAUUGAGAGUAGGAAACCGAUACAGACUGGGAAGGAAGAUUGGCUCUGGAUCCUUUGGUGACAUUUAUUUGGGCACAGACAUCUCGGUGGGAGAAGAAGUAGCCAUCAAGCUAGAAUGUGUGAAAACGAAGCACCCACAGCUGCACAUCGAGAGCAAGAUCUACAAGAUGAUGCAAGGAGGCGUUGGUAUCCCAACAAUCAAAUGGUGUGGAGCGGAGGGAGAUUACAAUGUGAUGGUGAUGGAGCUGCUUGGACCCAGUUUGGAGGAUCUCUUCAACUUCUGUUCUCGCAAGUUCAGCCUAAAGACUGUUCUUCUGCUGGCUGACCAGAUGAUCAGCCGUAUUGAAUACAUACACUCCAAGAACUUCAUUCACAGAGACGUCAAGCCUGACAACUUCCUUAUGGGUCUGGGGAAGAAGGGCAACCUUGUUUACAUCAUUGACUUUGGGCUGGCCAAGAAGUACAGAGAUGCUCGCACCCACCAGCACAUCCCUUAUCGCGAGAAUAAAAACUUGACUGGCACUGCUCGCUACGCUUCCAUCAACACCCACUUGGGAAUAGAGCAAUCCAGACGAGAUGACUUGGAGUCUCUUGGCUAUGUGCUCAUGUACUUCAACCUGGGCUCUCUGCCAUGGCAGGGUCUGAAGGCUGCCACAAAGAGACAGAAGUAUGAGCGAAUCAGUGAGAAGAAAAUGUCCACUCCAAUUGAAGUUCUGUGCAAAGGAUACCCAUCUGAGUUUGCCACAUACCUCAACUUUUGCCGCUCCCUUCGCUUUGACGACAAGCCCGACUAUUCUUAUCUGAGACAGCUCUUCAGGAACCUUUUCCACAGACAAGGCUUCUCAUACGACUAUGUGUUUGACUGGAAUAUGCUCAAAUUUGGUGCGAACAGAGCGGCAGAAGAUCCAGAGAGAGAGCGGAGGGAUCGAGAGGAAAGAUUGCGACAUGGGCGGAAUCCUGCUGCCCGUGGCAUGAUGCCUUCCAGCUCAGGUAGACCCAGAGGAACGCAAGACGUAGCACCUCCCACACCCCUCACGCCAACCUCACACACAGGAAUGGAGCGAGAGAGGAAGGUCAGUAUGAGAUUGCACCGCGGAGCCCCUGUCAACAUUUCCUCCUCUGAUCUAACUGGCCGACAGGACACCUCACGCAUGUCCACAUCACAGAAUAGCAUUCCCUAUGAUCACCACGGCAAGUAGAUGCUCGCCAUGUUCUGGUAUGAGAGACAGCGUUGGGCUCUUUCUCGCGUCACCCCAAGUGGCCUGCAGUCUGCCGUACCUCGAUGAGACCCUCCACACGCCUCAAGAGCAGACCAACCACGGCCCUGAUCUGCACAAGGACUUCUCCAGCAGCCUCUAACCAUGUGAAAUCAACCUCAGCAAAUCAAAUCGAAACAAGAGACUUCAUUUCCUCCUUCCUCUCAAUGCAAUUAAACACACUUGAGAGUCACGCGAAACUCGAGAGACGGACAGAUUUUGGUUUUGUUUUCUUUUCGCACACACACAUUUUCUUACCUACACUACUCCAGAAGACACCGGGGCACAUCAGUUGUGCUUGUUAACAUCAAUUUUUGCCAGACAAUCGCUGGCGAGAUGGGAGGGACGGGACGGGUGGGGGGGGGGGGGGGUUCUCGGCCAUCGCUGCCUUUGGCCCUCUGACACACACACCAGGAGGAGAGGGCCGUCCUCCUGCCGUCCAGGGGCCUCUUCGCAAA
Labeo rohita (rohu) is the source of this 2180-nucleotide messenger RNA. RefSeq names its product casein kinase 1, delta a (gene csnk1da). Lineage: Eukaryota; Metazoa; Chordata; Actinopteri; Cypriniformes; Cyprinidae. The transcript has 10 exons. The record is from RefSeq and is a predicted model, not a curated record. Bases 463 to 1665 code for a protein of 400 amino acids. Gene Ontology annotation, biological process: spindle assembly; signal transduction; endocytosis. Gene Ontology annotation, cellular component: spindle microtubule; nucleus; cytoplasm. Gene Ontology annotation, molecular function: protein serine/threonine kinase activity; ATP binding.